UACAGCAAAGUGAGAAGGACGUUUAGAAAAAGCAAUACAAUUAAAAAUAAAAAUUGAAAAUAAUUAAAAGGUUUACACGUGGAAAACAAAUGUUGAGAAUUUGGUGGAAAUAUUUAUUUACCUUCGUUUUGAGUUUUAACUAUGCUCAUGCGGCCCUCAUCACGGCCACCACCACCAGCAACGAAGAUGUGAAAUUGGAUUUAAAACAAAUACUGCGUUUGAAUAAAACCAAAGAAAUGAAAAGUUAUUUGAAUGAGUCAUCGGAUCCGUGUGACAAUUUUUACGACUUUGUCUGUGGAAAUUUUGGGAUGACGGAAAAUGAUGUGGGGUCGGCCACAAUGCCAAACAUUAAUUCAUUGAUGGGAAAAUUUAAUGAUUUGUUGCGAAAUGAAUUGGAAGUGGAGAAGGGUGAGGGUGAGGCUGAGAAAUCGGAUAAUUUGGUGGAUAGAAAAUUGAAGCAGUUCUACAGAUCCUGUAUUAAUAUGAUGACCCAGAAGGAUGCUUGUGUUGCCAGCCGCAGGGAGUUUAUUAAGAAUUUCGGCAAAAUGCCAGCCUUGUUGGGAGAUAAUUGGAUGGAGAAUGAAUUUGAUUGGUCCACUGCCAUUGCUGAGAUUGCUUACAAAACCGGAGAAUCGAUUAUCUUACGCCUGGGUACAAUGACCGAUUUUCUGGACAACUCCCAGAAUCGUGUGGCCAUAAUGGAACAGGAAUUUGACGUGCCAGCCGUCCAUUUAUAUAACAACAAAGAAUAUGCGGACUAUAAAAUUGAUUAUUGCUUGACAGUUUCGUUAUAUUUGCAGAGCAUGCUGGGCUUGGAAGAGGAUCGGGCCAAUGAGGUGGCAGAGAAAAUUGUUGAUUUUGAAAUUGAACUUAGCCAAGGAAAAAUCGAUAAACAUUUGGGUUUACAAAACAGUGAAAUCUAUAUAAAUCUUAUACCGCUCGAAGAACUUUCUGCCAGGUAUGGGGGAGACCUCAAUGUCACCCAUCUGCUACAGACGGCCCUGGACUAUGUACCCACAGAGCUGUAUGUUAAUCAGAAAUAUUUGGAAACAGUUUUGAAGGUCAUACGCAGCACACCCAAAGCGGUGGUGGCCAAUUAUAUUUACUACAAAUACUACUCCACAUUGGAGCUGCCCUAUUUCGAGGAGUUGGAAGUGAUGAGGAUCAUGUGUGUCAGCACACUCCAGCAGCGUUUUUACAAACAAUUGGACAACAUGUUUUAUCGUAAAUACAUUACGGAGGACAUGAAACCCUCGGUGGAAUUCAUGUGGCAUGAACUAAAGACGGCCUUUCGCCAACAACUUCUCUCCCCCAAACUCCAAUGGAUGGCUGAGAGUACUCGUAAAUAUGCCUUGGAAAAACUGGAAGCAAUGCGUUUCACCAUACUCUCUUUUGAGGCGAAUAAUUUUACCCAGGAAUUUGCGCAACUGCAUUUGAGCGACACCAACUAUUUGGAAAACCUUUUGGCUCUGCAAAACCUAAAAAGCAAUUUGACAAGGGCUGCCAUAUAUGCCCCACCCCAACCCGAUGAUGAUGGCUAUGCUGCCUCCUAUGUACCCUCCUACUCGCCCAUUGAAAAUUUACUUAAAAUUCCCGUCAGUUUCGUCUACCAAUAUCACCUGUAUGCUUCGGCCUAUCCGAAUGCCCUGAACUUUGGCACUCUGGGCGUAUAUAUAGGCCAUGAGAUGUUGCAUGGCUUCGAUGAUGCCGGGCGCAAAUAUGAUGCCAAGGGUAACAGUCACAACUGGUGGCAGCCGCACUGCACGGCGGAGUUUCAAAAGCGCACCUCUUGUUUUGUUCAACAAUAUCAUCGCUACACUCUGCCAGAUGGCAAACAUUUGCCGGUGAUGCAGUUGCAAGCAGAAAAUAUUUCAGAUAAUGGUGGCAUUCGUGCUGCCUUCACUGCCUACCGGCAAUGGUAUGAGGGUGCGAAGAAACAGGACCCUCAAGUGGAGUCAAAUGAACUCUUAGCGGGUCUUAAUUACACCAAUGACCAAUUGUUCUUCAUUAGCUAUGGCCAGUCAUGGUGUUCGACAUAUGAACCCACCUAUUAUUCGACCAUUGAUGCCGUCCAUGUACCGUCGAAAUUUCGGGUCUUAGGUCCUCUAUCGAAUCUGCAAGAGUUCGCCACGGCAUUCAAUUGUCCCUUGGGUACGAAUAUGAAUCCUGUAGAUAAAUGUGAAAUAUAUUAAGAACUGUUAAAUGUUGUAGUUAUUUAUUUAAAAUAAGUAUUUUUUUUUGUUUAUAAAUGUGUUUUAUGCCGAUGUUCGAUUAUUUAAAUAUAUUUUGACUUCUGUAAUGAUUAUUCAAA
This is a messenger RNA of Musca domestica (house fly), 2311 nucleotides long. RefSeq names its product endothelin-converting enzyme homolog. Lineage: Eukaryota; Metazoa; Arthropoda; Insecta; Diptera; Muscidae. Bases 90 to 2192 code for a protein of 700 amino acids. Gene Ontology annotation, biological process: protein processing. Gene Ontology annotation, cellular component: plasma membrane. Gene Ontology annotation, molecular function: metalloendopeptidase activity. The record is from RefSeq and is a predicted model, not a curated record. The transcript has a single exon.